This is a messenger RNA of Scatophagus argus, 1830 nucleotides long. Its product is annotated as histamine H3 receptor-like. Gene Ontology annotation, molecular function: histamine receptor activity. Gene Ontology annotation, biological process: adenylate cyclase-activating adrenergic receptor signaling pathway. NCBI's taxonomy places the organism in Eukaryota, Metazoa, Chordata, Actinopteri, Scatophagidae. Gene Ontology annotation, cellular component: membrane. The record is from RefSeq and is a predicted model, not a curated record. The transcript has 3 exons. The coding region runs from base 468 to 1634 and encodes 388 amino acids.
UGAGGAUGCUGCCGGAUUAACAUGGCACCAUUUCUUGGUAUCUAUAAUUUAAGGGAGAUGGCAGUUUUAAUUUAAUUUCGCAUUAGUGGAGAGAGCAAAACUUUUCUGGAGCUACACUGUGUGAGGCUUAUUGUGUCAUUAAAAUAAUCCCAAGUGAGUGAAAAUCUGAUACAGCAGGAAUUAUUCCUUGUUUGCUUCUAGAGGUGCUCUGUCAUGUAUGGUUGCUGGCAAAUACGUGAUUCAUUAAGCGUCCUGACACCCUUUUGUAAAGAGCGAUGUGCGCACUCUCGUGGAUAUUCUGGGACUUUGCGCGCAGUUUCAACAGGAGAAAUCUGCGCUUUCAGAGGAUUUAUGGGGGGGUGUCGGACGCAGUGUCUUUUCGCCUGGCACCUGUUGCUGGCUUAUUAUUUUUCAGAGCUGGUCUGUUGAGGAUUUAACCACAGUAUUUCUCAGCUCAUAUCAAGAACAUGUCGGAGGAAGAAACUGAUUCUAACUCCAGUCGCUACUAUUUUGGCAAUGCCUCAACUAGAAUCCAGAGCAGCUUCGUGUUUUCGGGACCCAUAUUUGUCAUUUUGAUGGUGAUGAUGGUGACUUUGGUUGUUGUGAUAGUUUUGGGUAACGCACUGGUCAUUUUGGCUUUUAAAGUGGACAAGAGUUUGAGAAGACAGUGCAAUUACUAUUUCCUGAAUUUGGCAAUAUCAGAUUUUCUUGUAGGGGCUUUCUGCAUCCCAGUCUACAUCCCUUACAUCCUCACAGGCAGGUGGACUCUGGGUCGAGGACUGUGUAAGCUGUGGCUUGUCAUGGACUACCUGCUUUGCUCUGCGUCUGUCUUCAACAUUGUACUCAUCAGCUACGACCGCUUCCUGUCAGUCACCAGAGCAGUAAGUUACCGUGCAAGACAGAGCAUGACUCAUCAAGCCAUAAUCAAGAUGAUUGCCGUCUGGGUGCUAGCCUUUGUCCUGUACGGUCCAGCUAUCAUAUUCUGGGAGCUGGUGGUGGGCAGAAGCCGCGUGCCAAAGGAUGAGUGCUUUGCAGAGUUCUAUUACUCAUGGUACUUCCUGCUGAGUGCCUCCAUGCUGGAGUUUUUCUCUCCUUUCAUCUCGGUGGCUUUCUUCAACCUCAGUAUUUACCUCAGCAUACGCAGGAGGAGGUUCCACAGCAGGGAGGUCCAGCACCAUCUUCAAGUGAGCGAGCCUGCCUCUGCCCAGGGGGAAGGUAUCCCCCUGUCCCACAACUGGGGAUUAGGAAUGAAACUGGCUGUAAGAGGCUCUAUCCACUCCCAGACCUCCUCUCCCAGUUUGGGUAAACUAGAUCCCUCAACCAGCAGGGCUGCCCAGCCUAGCCGUCUGUCCAGGGAUAAGAAAAUUGCUAAGUCCCUGGCCAUCAUAGUGUGUGUGUUUGCCAUCUGCUGGGCACCGUACACCCUACUGAUGAUCAUCCGUGCUGCCUGCAGAGGGCGUUGCAUCCAGCAUCACUGGUACGAGGUCACCUUCUGGCUCCUGUGGCUCAACUCUGCUAUCAACCCAUUCCUGUACCCACUUUGCCACAGUAGCUUCCGCAGGGCUUUUAGCAAGAUUCUCUGCCCAAAGCGACAUACUACUCCCCCAUCAUCUGUCCUUCGUGCUGGCCAGUAACAAGUGGAUACCCUUGGAUGGUUGGGGACGAACAAAACUGCGGAUGGAAAUAUUCAUAUCUAACCCUUAAACUCCACAGUGUCAGCAGACGAAACUAAACUGUGCACCACAGUUUGUCAUACAGACAUUAUCAUUAACAGUUUUCACUUGUGCUUUUCUGUGUUUGGAUGUGUAAGGUCGGUACUGUAAAGUAUGA